AUGCCUCUCCCGCGGUGAAGCGCCCCGGCCGUGAGCAGCCGCUCGGUCUCCCCGGUGAUGUCCCCCAGGCGGCAGGCGAAAGCGACUCACUCGAGCCCUGGGGUAAAGGCCUAGCUUAUCCAGCUUCCUUCCUCCUCCUCCUCCUCCUCUUCCCCUCCCCCCUCCUUUUCUCCCCCUUCGUCCUCCCUUCCCCGUCUCGUCCCUCACCCUUCCCCGCGCCCCCGUCUUCCCUCCCUCCCACCCCUCCAGCAGCGAUGGCAGAGGAACAACAGCCACCACCACAGCAGCCUGAUGCCCAUCAGCAGCUUCCCCCCAGCGCCCCCAACUCGGGGGUGGCUCUGCCAGCCCUUGUGCCUGGGCUGCCAGGGACAGAGGCCAGCGCGCUGCAACACGAGAUCAAGAACUCCAUCUGCAAAACUGUACAAUCUAAAGUGGACUGCAUUUUGCAAGAAGUUGAGAAGUUUACAGACCUAGAGAAACUCUACCUCUACCUUCAGCUGCCUUCUGGUCUCAGCAAUGGAGAGAAAAGUGAUCAGAAUGCCAUGUCAUCUAGUCGGGCACAGCAAAGGCAUGCCUUUUUCUGGAUUCGGAAUACCUUAGAGGAACAUCCUGAGACUUCACUGCCCAAACAGGAAGUCUAUGAUGAGUACAAGAGCUACUGUGACAAUCUUGGUUACCAUCCACUCAGUGCUGCUGACUUUGGAAAGAUCAUGAAAAAUGUAUUUCCAAAUAUGAAGGCACGUCGUCUGGGCACAAGAGGCAAAUCGAAAUAUUGCUACAGUGGACUAAGAAAAAAAGCUUUUGUUCAUAUGCCAACACUGCCCAACCUUGACUUUCACAAAACUGGAGACGGGUUGGAAGGAGCUGAACCUUCUGGGCAGCUUCAAAAUAUUGAUGAGGAAGUUAUCUCUUCUGCAUGCCGUCUUGUGUGUGAGUGGGCCCAGAAAGUGUUAAGCCAGCCAUUUGACACAGUCUUGGAAUUAGCCCGCUUCCUUGUAAAAAGCCAUUAUAUAGGCACCAAGUCAAUGGCAGCUCUCACUGUAAUGGCAGCAGCACCACCAGGAAUUAAAGGAAUUACCCAGCCGUCUGCUUUUAUACCUACAGCUGAAAGUAAUUCCUUUCAGCCUCAAAUGAAGACUUUGCCAUCUCCUAUUGAUGCUAAACAGCAAUUGCAACGGAAAAUUCAGAAGAAGCAGCAGGAACAGAAACUACAAUCCCCUUUGCCAGGAGAAUCCUCAGCAAAAAAAUCAGAAGGCACUACAACCAAUGGAGUGACUAAUCUUUCUAAUGGAAAUCCUGCAAUCCUUUCUCCUCAACCUAUUGGUAUCGUUGUGGCAGCUGUCCCCAGUCCCAUUCCGGUCCAGCGGACCAGGCAGUUGGUAACUUCACCAAGUCCAAUGAGUUCUUCUGAUGGCAAAGUUCUUCCCCUCAACGUACAGGUGGUCACUCAGCACAUGCAGUCUGUGAAACAGGCACCAAAGACUCCUCAGAACGUUCCUGCCAGUCCUGGUGGGGAUCGUUCUGCCCGGCACCGCUACCCUCAGAUCUUACCUAAACCAGCCAGCACCAGUGCUCUCACCAUCCGCUCUCCAACUACUGUCCUCUUCACUAGCAGUCCCAUCAAAACGGCUGUUGUACCCACUUCACAUAUGAGUUCUCUAAAUGUGGUGAAAAUGACAACAAUAUCCCUCACACCCAGCAAUAGUAGUGCCCCUCUUAAACAUUCUGCCUCAGUAAACAGUGCUACAGGAACAACAGAAGAAUCAAGGACCUUUCCACAAAUCAAGAAUGGUUCUGUUGUUUCACUUCAGUCUCCUGGCUCCAAAACCAGCAGUGCUGGGGGGACAUCUGCUGUGGAAGUCAAAAUGGAACCUGAAAUAUCAUCAGAGGAGCAUCCUGUACAGUGCCAAGAGAACUCUGAUGGGACUAAAGGUCCCAAAACAACACCUAGUGCCCUUUCGGUACAGAAAAGUAACACAGAUGGAGUUGGGCAAAAGCCUUCAACUGAAGGUGUCACUGAAAUAAAAGCAACUAAGGUCUGUGACCAGAGGACCAAAUGUAAAAGUCGCUGUAAUGAAAUCCUGCCAGGCACUUCAGCAGGCAAUAAUCAAAGCACUAUCACUCUCUCAGUUGCCACGCAGAACUUAACAUUCACCAGCACCAGCUCACCAUCUAAUGGUGACUCAAUAAAUAAAGACCCUAAAUUAUGCACUAAAAGUCCAAGAAAGCGACUGUCUUCUGCAUUGCAAGAGUCCCAGGUGCCUCCCGUAAAGAAACCAAUUGUGGAACAGCUUUCUGCAGUUACCAUUGAAGGUCAGAAACCAGGCAGUGUUAAGAAGGACCAAAAGGUUCCACAUUCAGGGAAAACAGAAAGCUCAAUAGCAGGUGCUCUGAUUCCUAGCAAGGUAUCAAUAAAUGUCAAUUCACACAUAGUGGCAAAUCUACCCUUGAAUUCUUCUGCUCUGAUUACCAGUGAUUCAGCUUUGGAACAGCAGACACCAUCAUCAUCUCCAGAUAUAAAAGUGAAACUUGAAGGGAGUGUCUUUCUCUUGGACAGUGAUUCAAAAACAGAUGGCAGCUUUAAUCUAAAUGAAUGGCAACAAGUCACUAAGGAUUCUGAGUUUGUAUCUGCCAGCUGUGAACAACAGCAAGAUAUCAGUGUUAUGACAAUUCCUGAGCACUCUGAUAUCAAUGACUUAGAGAAAUCUGUUUGGGAAUUAGAAGGAAUGCCACAGGACACGUAUACCCAGCAGCUCCAUAGCCAGAUACAAGAAUCGUCUUUGAAUCAAAUACAAGCACAGUCUUCAGAUCAAUUACCUCUACAGUCCGAACUGAAGGAGUUUGAGCCUUCUGUUUCCCAGACAAAUGAAAGCUACUUUCCUUUUGAUGAUGAACUUACACAGGAUAGUAUUGUAGAAGAGCUGGUGCUUAUGGAGCAGCAAAUGUCAAUGAACAAUUCUCAUUCUUAUGGUAACUGUUUGGGAAUGACCCUUCAGAAUCAAUCAGUAACUCCAGGAGCUCCAAUGUCAUCUCACGUCUCCAGCACGCACUUCUAUCAUCCAAUCCAUAGCAAUGGCACUCCAAUCCACACACCCACACCCACACCCACACCCACCCCCACCCCAACCCCAACCCCAACCCCAACCCCAACAUCCGAAAUGAUUGCUGGGUCUCAGAGUCUGUCACGAGAGAGCCCCUGCUCCAGGCUUGCCCAGACCACACCUGUGGAUAGUGCUUUAGGAAGCAGCCGACAUACACCCAUUGGUACUCCGCAUUCUAACUGCAGCAGUAGUGUCCCUCCCAGCCCUGUUGAAUGCAGGAAUCCAUUUGCAUUUACCCCUAUCAGCUCCAGUAUGGCAUAUCAUGAUGCCAGCAUUGUCUCAAGUAGUCCUGUGAAACCGAUGCAAAGACCCAUGGCCACACACCCUGACAAAACCAAGCUUGAAUGGAUGAAUAAUGGGUAUAGCGGGGUUGGUAAUUCUUCAGUUUCUGGCCAUGGCAUUCUCCCAAGCUAUCAGGAGUUAGUGGAAGACCGUUUCAGGAAACCUCAUGCUUUUGCUGUGCCUGGACAGUCUUAUCAGUCUCAAUCCAGACAUCAUGACACUCAUUUUGGUCGUUUGACUCCUGUCUCUCCUGUGCAGCAUCAAGGUGCCACUGUAAAUAGUACCAACAAACAAGAGGGCUUUGCAGUCCCUGCUCCUCUUGACAAUAAAGGAACUAAUUCGUCUGCCAGCAGCAACUUCAGAUGCCGGAGUGUGAGCCCUGCUGUUCAUCGCCAACGUAAUCUUAGUGGAAGCACCCUCUAUCCAGUAUCUAAUAUCCCCCGAUCUAAUGUGACCCCCUUUGGAAGUCCAGUAACCCCAGACGUUCAUGUUUUCACAAAUAUUCAUACAGACGCAUGUGCCAACAACAUAGCUCAAAGAAGUCAGUCAGUUCCAUUGACAGUCAUGAUGCAGACAGCCUUCCCAAACGCUCUUCAGAAGCAAACAAACAGUAAAAAAAUAACCAAUGUUUUGUUGAGUAAACUAGAUUCUGACAAUGAUGAUGCAGUGAGAGGUUUGGGCAUGAACAACCUGCCCUCCAAUUACACAGCUCGGAUGAAUCUCACUCAGAUUUUGGAAACUUCUACUGUUUUUCCUAGUGCCAAUCCUCAGAAUAUGAUCGAUUCCAGCACUUCAGUUUAUGAAUUCCAAACACCAUCUUACCUCACCAAAAGUAAUAGCACCGAUCAGAUCAGUUUUUCUCCUGGAGAUAAUCAAGCACAAUCAGAAAUUGAAGAGCAACAAUUAGAUUUCAGUAGCACUGUUAAAGACCUGUUGAGUGGAGACGGCUUGCAAACCAACCAGCAGCUGGUAGGUCAGGUAGCAUCUGAUCUUGCUACUACUGCAUCUGAUUUCUCUAGUGAUAUCAGGUUGUCUUCUGAGCUCUCAGGCAGCAUCAAUGAUUUGAACACUUUAGACCCAAAUCUACUGUUUGAUCCAGGUCGUCAGCAGGGACAAGAUGAUGAAGCUACACUGGAAGAAUUAAAGAAUGACCCAUUAUUUCAGCAAAUUUGCAGUGAAUCUAUGAGCUCUAUGACUUCAUCAGGUUUUGAAUGGAUAGAAAGCAAGGACCAUCCUACUGUUGAAAUGUUGGGUUAAAUUGUGUUUUAUAAUAUGUAGCACACUGUAUCUAAAGACAUAUGUAUUGUAUUUGUCUUAAUGGAAGUGCCUCCCGCAGCAGAAACACUUACUAUUAAUUGUGACAUUUCAAAAGAGUUUGCUGCAGAAGUGGUUUCUUCUUCAAUAGGAAAUGGUUAGACUCGCCUCAGUUCUUAAAAAGUUUCUGAAGACAGUAGGCUGUAGAAGAACAAGUAUUAGGUUUUAAGUUUUAUAAUGUUCCCCGUUUUAAUCACAUUGUUUGUUAGUAAAUAAUUGACUAACCAGCUUUUACAAGAGCAAUCUAGACUUUAUUUUGUAUUAAUUCAUCUUAAUUCAUUGGUUGAUCUACACAGAAUUUAGAGGAAACCAUUGAUUUUAGGUAUAGGCUUUUUUGUUGUCGUUGGCAUUAUCUUUUAGAAAUGAAAUCAUAGCAAAGGUGAAUUGUAACAAGAAGGUCUUCCUCGAAACAGGGAUAAUAUUCAGGUUUUUAUAAGUAUUUAGGCUUGAAGCAUAGAGCUACUGUAGAAUGAAAAUCUCUGUAGAAUUUUUUGGGACUUCAGUACCAUUUGCACCUGCAAUGAAGGGCUUAAAUAGGAGAAAAUAAUGGGAAAUUAAAUAUUAAUUUAAGGAAGGCAGAAGCUGCACUAAAAUGUUUUCAAAGGAAAAACUAGUAACCAUUUAUAUUUGUGACCUUGCAUUAGUCUUAUUUUAAAAUAUUAACAUGGAGCCAACACAUACACAGAGACAUGAAUACACAUACACACGAGAAUAACUCCAGACAUUAUAAUUUAAUAGAAUAAAUAUAUUUUAGAAAAACUAUUUCAUGCUUUAUUAUUUGGUAAUUGAGAUAGGGGAAUUUAGAAGGAAAAUAACAUUUUCUUAGUUUCAUCACAGUGGCUGUAUCUACAUGUUAAAAGUCUGUUUAAGAGUUAGUAACUGACUCCUUCGCUCCUCCUGAAUAUGGUAAUACAGCUUGAUCCUGGGACCUCUUUGAAAAACAAGCAGGAGAGAGAUAACAUAAAAAACUGAACAAAAAAAAACAUUUUUACCACCUGAGGUCUGAAGCCACAAAUCUUUACAUCUCUGAUAAAACAGAGGGGGAUAUCAAUAGUACUUGAAGAAGAGGAGCAUUUUAUUACAUGCUUAAUUUAUUUAUUGUGAUAACCACAAUUGCAAAAUAAGCACUCAGGAUUUGUUUUAAAAUGUUUCUCUAUGGCUCCCAUUUCGUUUUAUGAAUAAUUAUUUAUAAAUUUUGUAUUGACACAAACCUCCCUAGUUGACAGCUCCAUUUAGGUGUUUUCACGAUUACUUUUAGAUAGAUUUAAAAGUUGCCAUUAAGUUUUUAAAGCUAACAUUAAACCAUUGCUGCGUUACCUUGAACCUAGCUAAGCUUUCCCUUACCUCAAUUAGUAAGCCAAUCAGAAGACUACAAUCAAUGAAUAUUUAACAGUUGUGAUGAAGGGUUUAAUAAGGUUUCAUUGUUCAAUAAAUUUGCAAGGUAGGGUAUUACCAUAUUUUGAUAAAUGGUGCUAGGGUUGGCUCAGAGGUUUAUAUAUUCAUACGUCCUAGUUAUUGGCAUUUGUGUGUGUUUGCUGUUACCUUGAUUUAAUAAUCUGUUAGGUUUUUUUCCUUGAUGCUAGUUAUUUCUUCACUGUACAUUGAGACACAGCACUACUGCACACCAAAGUAUGCAAUACCCAAAGGAAACUGUGUGAUAUCUUUUAACAAAUGAUAGGAGCCUUUCAAUAUGAGAUACUCUGAAAAGGAGAUUUUUGAGGCCAUUCUAAUCCCUUGUUUACAUUAUUAGCUUCCUACUAAUAUAAAAAUAAUGGAAAUCUUUUUUGAUAAAAAUAUAAAGACGGGAGGAUUUUUAACCCCCUGUAUAGUAUUGCAGCAAACACUUUAAAUUUGGUUGAAUUCGUCCAGCAAACUUUCUGAGGUUCAUAUAUUGCACUAAAUUUGUUGAACCUGUGGUAGGCACAUCUCUUAGGAUAAAUGCAACCAAUACAGUCCACAGAUUAAACUUUUUAAAUGUGUUUCAUUAUGAAAAGACAAAAUGUCAUCAAAGUGACAGAUAAAAUUGUCUUAUGUAGCAAUGUGCAUUGAUCUCAAUGAGAUAUUUCUAUUUCUUAUUCUCUUACAUGAGAAUAUUACAGCAGGAAGAAUUAAGUUUAGUUUGCUUCACCAUGUUAAUACAUGAUCACAAAAUGUGCAUGAGUGUUAUUGACUUAUCUUGUACAGUACUAGGUAUUCCUGUAACCACUUUUUUUUUUUUCUUGGCUGUAUUGAAACUGGUUCAGUGUUAACCAGGUAAGCAUAGUUAUUCACAAGUUAUUUACUUUUUUAUGUUUACUAAUUCUGCUUAGUUAUUGUUGAAUAUGUUCUUUUCUCAGAUUAUUUUCAUUGUUUUGAUGUUUAAAACAUUUUGCAUACUGUUUAUCAUGAUAAGACUUCAUGAAGUAAAUAAUUUUGCAUAUAAUUGCAAUAAGCACUGACUUUUGAACUGAAAAGAAGGAAAGUGUUUUGUGCAGUGCAUAUGAGGUUCAUAUAAUAGUCUUGUACUAUAAUGUGCUUAACUACAUCAUAAAUGACAAAAACAA
Pteropus alecto (black flying fox) is the source of this 7240-nucleotide messenger RNA. RefSeq names its product regulatory factor X7 (gene RFX7). The record is from RefSeq and is a predicted model, not a curated record. Gene Ontology annotation, molecular function: DNA-binding transcription factor activity, RNA polymerase II-specific; RNA polymerase II cis-regulatory region sequence-specific DNA binding. Gene Ontology annotation, biological process: regulation of transcription by RNA polymerase II. The coding region runs from base 255 to 4640 and encodes 1461 amino acids. The transcript has 9 exons. NCBI's taxonomy places the organism in Eukaryota, Metazoa, Chordata, Mammalia, Chiroptera, Pteropodidae.